AUGACGGUAGGACAAGGGCCGUCAUUUGUCGUGCGAUUCACAGGCGAUGGGAAGUACUGCCUCGUGGCAGGCCAAGAUCGCACCGUCCGGCUAUAUAACCCGCACCGUGCCGACCCAGACAAGGAAGGGACAACCAAAGCUGGAGAGCUCGAGCAAGCCCUCCUUGUCAAGAGCUAUGCAGGGCCCCAUGGGUACGAGGUGUUGGACGUUGCAGUAUUGGCCGACAACUCCCGCUUCGUGUCGUGCGGCGAGGACAAGGCGGCCUUCUUGUGGGAUGUCAGCACGGGUGCCGUUGUUCGGAGGAUACAGGGCCACGAGCAGCGAAUAAAUUCUUGUUGCUUCGGUGCUGAGGGCAGCGUGCUCUUCACCGCAUCGUACGACAAGGGGAGAGGGGGCGUGACGCUUUACAACAAGAUCUGUCUUCGAGUCUACCUUGUCGCCCUGCAGCAAAGCUCCCACUGCUGCAUAAACUUUUCCCCUCCUACCACACACGCUACACGAGCGCAGACGGUCCGAGCGUGGGACAUGCGCUCCAGAAACCGCUCCCCGAUACAGACCCUCGAGGGCUGCAAAGACAGCGCCACCUCCGUGUGCACAGCUCCCUCGGGGGACGAGGUGGUGGUGGGCUGCGUGGACGGGAAGGUCCGCACGUACGACUUGCGCGGCGCGCGGGUCCACGAAGACGAUGUUCACGCCCCGGUGACGCACGCCAGCGUGUCUCACGACGGGAACUGCCUGCUGGUCACGUGCCUGGGUGGCAUCGUGCGGCUGCUCGAGAAGUCUUCGGGGUCUCAGCUCAACACGUACACCGGGCAUCUGCACAAGAGCUACCGGAUGGAGAGCUGGCUGGCCAACACCGACGCGCAUGUGAUCAGCGGUUCCGAGGACGGGCACGUGUACAUUUGGGAUAUCGUGGAGGGCAAGGUGACGAGGACACUCAAACACCACCGCCGUCCCGUGUGCAGCAUGUCCUACCACCCCAGCGAGCCUAUGCUCCUCACGGCGUCUUACGAUGGUUCGGCGGUGCUUUGGGCUCCAUAA
Molecule: messenger RNA, 1041 nt
Organism: Ectocarpus siliculosus
Lineage: Eukaryota; Phaeophyceae; Ectocarpales; Ectocarpaceae
Source: the annotation of a GenBank genome assembly